This is a messenger RNA of Rotaria sp. Silwood1, 1509 nucleotides long. The record is from the annotation of a GenBank genome assembly. NCBI's taxonomy places the organism in Eukaryota, Metazoa, Rotifera, Eurotatoria, Philodinida, Philodinidae.
AUGAGAAGUAAACCCUCUCAAAUAUUCUUAUCCAAAGUGGACUCGUCUGCUCGUCGAUUAUUACUUAUUGGUUACGGUAGUGUAUCACAAUGUACAUUGCCACUUUUAAUCGAUUAUUUUCUAUUAAAAAACCAAAUCAAUUCUAUAACAAUUAUCGAUGUAAUCGAUCAACGGGCGAGAAUUGAACCAUAUCAUAAAAGGUAUAAACAAAUUGUUUAUCAACAAGAAGAAGUAACUGAAAAAAAUUAUGAAAAAAUUUUAAGCAAAUAUUUAUCAGAAGGUGAUAUACUUCUUGAUCUUGCUGUUAAUCUUGAAACAAGAUGUUUAUUAAAAUGGUGUCAUGAUCAUAAAGUAUGCUUUGUUAAUACAUCUGUUGAAUUAUGGGAACCAUUUGGUGAGGCAUAUAAAAGUGAUCCACGUUUAUUAACAUUGUAUCAUCGACAAAUGCAAUUAAUUGAAAUGCAAAAUGAUACACAGUGGAAUAGAAAUGGUCCCACGGCUAUACUUGAUCAUGGUUGUAAUCCAGGACUUGUUUCACAUUUUGUUAAACGUGCACUUAUUGAUAUGGCACAAUAUGUACUUGGUGAAAAGAAAAAUUUAAUUUCCAUUGAUGAACGAUCUAAAUUACAGGAUGCAUUAGAAAUAAGAAAUUAUCCUCAAUUAGCUUAUUUAUUAGAUAUAAAAACAAUUCAUAUAUCAGAACGUGAUACACAAUUAACAAAAGAUCCAAAAAAAGUUAAUGAAUUUGUUAAUACAUGGUCUAUUGAUGGUCUUUGUGAAGAAGGUAUUGCACCAGCUGAAAUGGGAUGGGGAACACAUGAAAAAAUAAUACCAAAGGGAACAUUUUUUCAUAAUGAAAAAGAAGGUCCAUGUAAUCAAAUUUGUUUAGCUGCAAAAGGAAUGAAUACUUGGGUUCGUUCAUGGGUACCAAGUGGUGAAAUCAUUGGUAUGGUUAUAAGACAUGGUGAAGCAUAUGGUAUUUCAAAAUAUUUAACAGUUUAUAAUAAUGAUGAAAAUAAUAAUGAUGAUAAUAAUAAAACAGCUGUAUAUCGUCCAACUGUUCAUUAUGCAUAUUUACCAUCGGAUUCCACAAUAAAUUCUUUAGUUGAAUUUCGUAUGCAUAAUUAUAAAUUACAAUCAAAACUUCGUAUAUUAAAUAAUGAAAUAACUGAAGGUGCUGAUGAAGUUGGUGUUCUUUUACUUGGCGGUCGUUAUGUACAAGCUUGGUGGGCUGGUAGUGUACUUGAUAUUCAUGAAGCAAGAAAAUUAGUACCAGGACAAAGUGCAACAACAUUACAAGUAGCUAUAAGUGUUGUUGCAGCUAUUAAUUAUUGUAUUAAACAUCCGAAUGAAGGAAUAUGUUUACCAGAUGAUAUUGAUGUUGAUGAAGUUCUUGAUAUUUGUAUGCCAUAUUUGGGACAAUGGGUUUCGAAAUCAGCUGAUUGGCCAUCAAAAAACGAUAAAAUUAGAGAAGAUUGGCAAUUCACAUCGUUCUUAGUUGUGGAUUAA